Messenger RNA from Mustela lutreola (European mink), 2143 nucleotides. RefSeq names its product cyclin dependent kinase 1 (gene CDK1). The record is from RefSeq and is a predicted model, not a curated record. Gene Ontology annotation, cellular component: nucleus. Gene Ontology annotation, biological process: protein phosphorylation; G2/M transition of mitotic cell cycle; mitotic G2 DNA damage checkpoint signaling. Lineage: Eukaryota; Metazoa; Chordata; Mammalia; Carnivora; Mustelidae. The transcript is spliced from 8 exons. Gene Ontology annotation, molecular function: cyclin-dependent protein serine/threonine kinase activity; ATP binding; RNA polymerase II CTD heptapeptide repeat kinase activity. The coding region runs from base 159 to 1052 and encodes 297 amino acids.
UUAGCGCGGUGAGUUUGAAACAGCUCGCACUUAGCUUCAAAGCUGGCUCUUGGAAGUUAAGGCCAGAGCGACGCCGCCGUGGUAGCCGCCGCCGCUUUCGUCGCGGGAUAAUAAGCCGGGUAGAGUUGCUGAGGAUCUACCAAAUCUGCUGAUUAACUAUGGAAGAUUAUACCAAAAUAGAGAAAAUUGGAGAAGGUACCUAUGGAGUUGUGUAUAAGGGUAGACACAAAACUACAGGUCAAGUAGUAGCCAUGAAGAAAAUCAGACUAGAAAGUGAAGAGGAAGGGGUUCCUAGUACUGCAAUUCGGGAAAUUUCUCUAUUAAAAGAACUUCGUCAUCCAAAUAUAGUCAGUCUUCAAGAUGUGCUUAUGCAGGAUUCCAGGUUAUAUCUCAUUUUUGAAUUCCUUUCCAUGGAUCUUAAGAAAUACUUAGAUUCCAUCCCUCCUGGUCAGUUCAUGGAUUCUUCACUUGUUAAGAGUUAUUUGUACCAAAUCCUACAAGGGAUUGUGUUUUGCCACUCCAGAAGAGUUCUGCACAGAGACUUAAAACCUCAAAAUCUAUUGAUUGAUGACAAAGGAACAAUUAAACUGGCUGAUUUUGGCCUUGCCAGAGCUUUUGGAAUACCUAUUAGAGUAUACACACAUGAGGUGGUAACACUGUGGUACAGAUCUCCAGAAGUAUUGCUGGGGUCAGCUCGCUACUCAACUCCGGUUGACAUUUGGAGUAUAGGCACCAUAUUUGCAGAAUUAGCAACCAAAAAACCACUUUUCCAUGGGGAUUCAGAAAUCGAUCAACUCUUCAGAAUUUUCAGAGCUUUGGGUACUCCCAAUAAUGAAGUGUGGCCAGAAGUGGAAUCUUUACAAGACUAUAAGAAUACAUUUCCCAAGUGGAAACCAGGAAGUCUGGCAUCCCAUGUUAAAAACUUGGAUGAAAAUGGCUUGGAUCUGCUCUCGAAAAUGUUAGUCUAUGAUCCUGCCAAACGAAUUUCUGGCAAAAUGGCACUGAAUCAUCCUUAUUUUAACGAUUUGGACAAUCAGAUUAAGAAGAUGUAGCUUUCUGACAAAGAGUUUCCACGUAUCAAGAACAGAUAGUUAUAUUUUUACUGUUAACUUUGUCUGUUUUUGUUUUGUGUAUUUUUCUUUUCUUUGUUGUAAACUUAAGCUGUACUUCAUCUUCUGAUUUCAAAAGUGUAACUUAAAAAAUGUAAAUAUUGUUCUAUAUGAAUUUAAAUAUAAUAAUUCUGUAUAUGUUUAUAGAUCUCACUGUAACAGCUAUUUGCUACCAUAAUAAAACUAUAAAUCUAGUAUUGAUGUCAGGAAUUGCAAAAAUUUUGAGUUAGAUUAAAUCAGCUCAAACGUUAGAGUCUGAUUUUCCUGUAGUAGGAACCACUAAAAUUUAGGAAAGUGUGCUAAGUUCAAAGUUCAUAAAGCUUUGAAGUGUUCUGAUGCUCUGAAUGUUUGAAUUUUGAGUUUCUUGCCAACUGGUAACUGUUCAGCCUGCCUAAAGAUGAGUUUUUUUCUGCUGGUAUUUCAAUUUGUGACCUAAAUGUUGAAGCAUUCAGAAUGAGAAAACUAUCCGAAUUUGAGAAAUGAUGCUAAAUUUAUAGAGGUUUUUUAGUAACUUAUAAAACUAACAUUAGAGCAUGCCAGAGUUUGCUAAGUUUUAUAGUCCGAGAUGAAGGGCUGCUCACAGCAGGAAAGAACAGUUUAGAAAAUUUAUGAACUAGCCUAUUUUUAGGUAGGUUAUGAAAGCUAUUUGUCUAAGUGGAUUCUUAUGCCUUGGUCAGAGGUAAUAACCAGAAAAAGGAGUUGCUCAUCUUGGCUUUCAAAUCAGACUUCGAAUCUAUUUGCAAAUUUUGACAUAAUUUUGCCUUUUAAUAGCCUUAGAAGGUUCUAAUACACAAGUAUUUAGCUAAAAUCACUAGCUUUAGGAAUUGUUCAAUUAAUAAUGCUGCUUGUUGUGAUUCCUAUCUAUAAGGAACCUAAUUUAAAUCGUUAUAGCCAAGAGAAAUGUCUAUGAGAAGUUUUAUCUUUUUUAGUGUACAUCUGUCUGUCAUCUAACCAUAACCAUCUGUUUUUCUUCCCAAUUGGUUGCAUAUGUAAUGUGUGAUCUACCUAAUCUAUAUUGUCUUGGAGUUUUUGCA